AUGUGGAAUGUGGGAGAGGUCCAAAGGAAGAUGCAAAAAGAAGCUAGGGAAAGGGAGCGCCUGGUCGGCAUGGAGAACUUUGCUAGGUGAGCGCAAUUUUCUCUCAUGCAACAAGCUCGGCGCCCAGGCUUAUCCUGGUCGAUUUCACGCUUCACGUUUACAGAGGAGCGGAUGACUUAUCUCGCAACGCUGAGCUCAAGUCCGUGGAGAGAGCAGACGAUCCAGCUCUGAGAUUUCUGACCAAGAAGAGAGAAGAAGGGCCUCAAAAGCCAAAGUACAAGGGACCUCGACCUCCACCCAAUCGCUUUGGUAUUUUGCCGGGGUACCGCUGGGACGGGGUUGACAGAGGCAACGGUUUCGAGGCAAAGUACUUUAGAGCUCGAAAUGAAAGAGAGGACAGGAAGAGAAGAGAUUACUGA
Molecule: messenger RNA, 419 nt
Organism: Ceraceosorus bombacis
Lineage: Eukaryota; Fungi; Basidiomycota; Exobasidiomycetes; Ceraceosorales; Ceraceosoraceae
Source: the annotation of a GenBank genome assembly